Messenger RNA from Mixia osmundae IAM 14324, 1167 nucleotides. RefSeq lists its product as uncharacterized. Gene Ontology annotation, cellular component: cytoplasm. The coding region runs from base 108 to 1007 and encodes 299 amino acids. Gene Ontology annotation, molecular function: zinc ion binding. The record is from RefSeq and is a predicted model, not a curated record. The transcript has 4 exons. NCBI's taxonomy places the organism in Eukaryota, Fungi, Basidiomycota, Mixiomycetes, Mixiales, Mixiaceae.
AAGAAACUGACGCGUCAUUGGAGCUUGGAGCGCUGCUGCCAGUGGCGACGGCAAGAUCUGCGUCCAAGCUUCAGAACGGCGUGCAAGCUUGCGUCACACUCUACUAGAUGGUGUCUGCUCAGAUGGAAGAGUGGGGGGCGCACUGUUCAGAACCCAGCUGCUCCCAACUCGACUUCCUACCCUUCAGAUGUACACACUGUCAACAGUCCUUCUGCUCGCAUCACUGGCAUCCUACAGGAUCAGAUGGUCAUGCUUGUCAGGCCUAUACAUCACAAGAUCGUACUGUGCCGCCCUGUCCGCUCUGUUCGACGCCAGUCAGCUCCCCGCAAGGCCAAGAUCCCAACAUCGCAAUGGAACAACAUCUCCAGACUCGAUGUAGAGUUCUCGCUGCUGAUGGUCUGAUGCAAGACGGUCAUCCUAUCAAGCGAGCCAGACCAGCCAACCAGUGUCACGCGCGAGCUUGUAAGACGAAGAUGAUCGUUCCCAUGGUCUGCAAGGGGUGCAAAGCGUCCUUCUGUCCAUCGCAUCGCUUUGAGAAAGACCAUCAAUGUCCAUCACUAGAUACCCAAGCAGUACGGCCAGCACCAGGGCAAAAGACCAUCAGUGCAGCUGGUCUUGCUGCUCUGGCGCGCUUCAAAGCCAAUGCGCCCGCUAGCUCGAGCAAGCCUGCGCCGGCAGCGAAUGCCAAGCCUACUGCAUCAUCUCUUCCAGAAGUUCCUGCCCAAGUUCCUGCGUCUUCACUCGAGACAACGGCAAGCAAGACUGCCCAAAGAAAGAGUGCGGCGGCAACAGUGAAGCAAGUCUGUCCGCCUGCUUGGACUAACAAAGCAACCCGACGGGCGGAUAGCGAAAGAGAAAGCGCCAUGAAAGCGCUUGAGCAUCGUGCGGCCAAAGGAUUGCUUACUGAGCAAGAAAAGGUAGCUUUUGCAGAGUACAAGGCCGGUUUGAGCGAAAGUGAGAGGCUCAAAUUGGCCGGAACAAGCAAAGAGCACUGCAUCGUACUCUGAUCACAUCUAGACUAGCACAUCAUGUCGUUGUAUCGUUCUUGGAUCUUUUCUGUCAUGCAGCGCUAUUUGUCUGUACUUACAUGUGAUUCAUUCGAGGUCACAGCUAUUUGACAGAUUCGCGAUGCCGUAAGGCCCAAUGAAGAUGCAUAGUGAAUCUGAC